UGUCUGCUAUAUGAGAGUAUAAAUUUUGGUAGUCUUCUUCCUUGAAGGACACCGCCACCGCCUACUCAUAUAGCAUGGCUUUAACUUCAACCACCGUACCCUUUAUUGGCCUUACCUUGAUUCUCCUUACAUGGCUGUGGUUCAGAAAGAACAAGGACAAGAAACUGCCUCCAGGUCCGACAGGUUUCCCUAUAUUUGGCAGCCUUCAUUUGCUAGGGAAGUCCCCUCACCGAGCUCUGCAUCAACUAGCCAAAAAAUAUGGUCCAAUUAUGCAUCUGAAGUUAGGGUUGGUGCCUGCUAUUGUUGUCUCAUCCCCUGAAGCUGCCGAAUUGUUUCUCAAGAUCCAUGACCUUGCUUUUGCGAGCAGGCCUCCUCAUCAGGCUGCCAAGUACAUUUCCUACGAACAAAAGAGCUUAUCUUUUGCCCCAUAUGGCUCUUAUUGGCGUAACGUUCGCAAGAUGUGCACCCUAGAGUUGCUCAGCAGCCUUAAGAUCAAUUCUUUCAAAUCCAUGAGAAAACAAGAGCUUCAACUCUUGAUUGAUUAUGUCAAGGAAGCUUCACGUCAACGUGUUUGUGUUGAUCUCAGUGCUAAGGUGGCUUCUCUUAGUGCUGAUAUGAGUUGUAGAAUGGUUUUUGGGAAGAAAUAUAUGGACAAGGAGUUUGAUGAGAGAGGCUUCAAAGCUGUAAUUCAAGAGGGUAUGCAGUUAACUGCAGCUCCUAACUUUGGUGAUUACAUCCCUCAGAUUGCAGCGCUUGAUCUUCAGGGUCUGACAAAGCGCAUGAAGGCUGUUAGUAAGGUGUUUGAUGAUUUCUUUGAGAGAAUUAUCGAUGAGCAUAUUCAAUCCAAGGACGAAAACCGAACAAAGGACUUCGUCGAUGUCAUGUUGGGCUUCGUGGGUUCUGAAGUAUCUGAGUAUCAAAUAGGUAGAGAUAACAUCAAAGCCAUAAUCUUGGACAUGCUUGCAGCAUCAAUGGACACUUCAGCCGCAGUAAUAGAGUGGGCAUUAUCUGAACUCAUAAAACACCCUGGAGCAAUGAAGAAAGUUCAGAAGGAGUUGGAAGAGAAAGUUGGGAUGGAAAGAAUGGUGGAGGAAUCAGACUUAGAGAGCUUGGAAUACUUAGAGAUGGUUAUAAAGGAAACUUUCAGACUCCAUCCAGUGGCUCCAUUACUACUCCCUCAUGAAGCAACGGAAGACGCCAUUAUUGAUGGUUUUCUCAUACCCAAAAAGUCGCAUAUUAUUAUAAAUGCAUGGGCAAUUGGAAGAGAUCCAAAAGCUUGGACUGAUGCAGAGAAGUUCUGGCCAGAGAGGUUCAUGGGGAGCAACUUAGACAUUAGAGGAAGGGACUUUCAGCUUCUCCCAUUCGGCUCAGGCCGGAGGGGCUGCCCUGGAAUUCAACUGGGGAUGACUGUGGUUCGACUGGUGGUGGCGCAGCUGGUGCAUUGCUUCAACUGGGAGCUCCCAAAUGAAAUGGUGCCAAGUGAUUUGGAUAUGACAGAGGAGUUCAGUCUAGUGACUCCAAGGGCCAACCCUCUCCACGCCAUUCCUACUUAUCGUCUUCACAUCUGAACUUACGCAUUGUGUAUUUGUGUAUGCUGAGAUCGAUAUUGGAUUAUAUGCCCUUUGCCUUUGGUUGCUCUUUCAA
Molecule: messenger RNA, 1644 nt
Organism: Manihot esculenta (cassava)
Lineage: Eukaryota; Viridiplantae; Streptophyta; Magnoliopsida; Malpighiales; Euphorbiaceae
Product: cytochrome P450 71AU50
Exons: 2
Coding region: 75-1568 (497 amino acids)
Molecular function (GO): monooxygenase activity; oxidoreductase activity, acting on paired donors, with incorporation or reduction of molecular oxygen; iron ion binding
Source: RefSeq, a predicted model, not a curated record